CCUCUGGUUAUUACUCCCAGAGCACCGCGUAAAAAGAGCUGCGAAGGCUCGCGGGAGUUCCUGCGGGGUUUGGACCGGCUGGGCGCGUAUUCUCUCGGGACGAUGAUGAUGAAGCUUUUUUCUUCAUGGGGAGAUCAGAACUGAGCGAGGACUGGGGGGGAUUGCUAAGAGGGAGGCGUCGAGAUGGGGUCCAAACCACUGGAAUGGUACUGUCAGCCGGUGAAGGAUGGGGCGUGGUCUCGCGCUGUGGAGAGUGCAUUUGGCGCAUACACACCCUGCGGCAUCGACACCCUGGUGGUGUGCAUCUCGUACCUCGCACUUUUCUGCGUUUGCUUCUAUCGAAUAUGGAGGACGACCAAGGACUACAAGGUGCAGCGGUACAAGAUACGCUCGCCCUACUACAACUAUCUGCUUGGGCUGCUUGUGGCGUACUGCAUAGCAGAGCCGCUGUACAAGAUUGUCACUGGUACCUCCAUCAUGAACUUGGAUGGGCAGUCUGGCCUUGCUCCAUUUGAGGUUACUUCCUUGGUCAUCGAGAUUGCUGCCUGGUGCUGUAUGCUUACAAUGAUUUUGCUGGAGACAAAAAUUUACAUCACUGAAUUUAGAUGGUACAUCCGGUUUGUGGUAAUAUACGUAUUGGUUGGGAAAGCUGCUAUGUUCAAUGUUGUGCUUCCAGUGAGGCAGUACUAUAGUUCAAGUUCAAUAUUCUACCUAUACUGCAGCGAGAUAAUAUGCCAGUGCAUUUUUGGAAUUCUCAUGGUGGUGUAUCUGCCUAGCUUGGAUCCCUACCCGGGUUAUACUCCAAUCAGGAGCGAGUUGCUUGUCGAUAAUACUGAUUAUGAACCCCUUCCAGGAGGAGAGCAGAUUUGCCCUGAAAGACAUGCCAAUAUAUUAUCGAGGAUAUUCUUUUCAUGGAUGACCCCUCUAAUGCAACAAGGAUACAAAAGGCCCAUCACUGAUAAUGAUAUUUGGAAACUCGAUGAUUGGGAUGAGACUGAAACAUUGUAUAACCGAUUCCAGAAAUACUGGAACGAUGAACUUCAAAAACCAAAACCUUGGCUGCUACGAGCUCUCCAUAAUAGCCUCUGGGGAAGGUUCUGGCUAGGAGGAUUCUUUAAGAUUGGCAAUGAUGCUUCUCAAUUUGUUGGCCCAACCGUAUUGAGUCUUCUGUUAGAGUCUAUGCAAAAAGGUGAUCCUUCUUGGAAUGGGUACAUCUACGCUUUCUCAAUCUUUGCUGGAGUGUCACUGGGAGUUCUUGCUGAAGCACAGUACUUUCAGAAUGUCAUGCGGACUGGUUUCAGAUUGAGGUCUACAUUGAUUGCUGCUGUUUUCCGUAAGUCCUUGCGACUGACCAAUGAUAGUCGCAAGAAGUUUGCUUCUGGGAGGAUUACAAAUUUGAUUUCAACCGAUGCGGAGUCCCUUCAGCAAGUAUGCCAGCAACUUCACAGCCUAUGGUCUGCUCCUUUUCGCAUUGUUAUUGCCAUGGUCCUGCUAUAUGCGCAACUAGGUCCUGCAGCACUUAUCGGUGCCCUCAUGCUGGCUCUUUUGAUUCCUAUUCAGACAGUUAUCAUAGGCAAAAUGCAAAAACUUACCAAAGAAGGGUUGCAAAGGACUGACAAACGAAUCAGUCUCAUGAAUGAAAUAUUAGCUGCGAUGGAUACAGUCAAAUGUUACGCUUGGGAGCAAAGUUUCCAGUCAAAGGUGCAGGACAUCCGUGACGAUGAGCUUUCCUGGUUUCGCAGUGCUCAAUUGCUUGCUGCGCUGAAUAGCUUUAUCCUCAACAGUAUCCCUGUCGUUGUCACGGUGGUUUCAUUUGGUGUUUACUCUCUGUUGGGGGGUGAGUUGACAGCAGCAAAGGCGUUUACCUCUCUUUCACUAUUUGCAGUGUUAAGGUUCCCACUUUUUAUGCUGCCAAAUCUGAUAACUCAGGUUGUUAACUGUAAGGUUUCACUGAAACGACUGGAGGAUCUCCUUUUGGCUGAUGAGAGAAUACUUCUGCCAAAUCCACCUAUUGAUCCUCAGCUUCCAGCCAUUUCUAUCAAGAACGGAAACUUUUCAUGGGAAUUGCAGGCCGAGCGACCAACACUAUCAAAUGUCAAUCUGGACGUGCCUGUCGGCAGUUUAGUUGCAAUAGUAGGAAGCACUGGGGAGGGGAAGACUUCUCUUAUUUCUGCAAUGCUUGGUGAAAUACCACCAGUAUCAGGAUCAGAUACCUCGGUGGUCAUUCGUGGUUCUGUGGCUUAUGUUCCUCAAGUUUCUUGGAUCUUCAAUGCUACCGUCCGGGAUAACAUAUUGUUUGGGUCUCCAUUCCAACCUCCACGCUACGGGAGAGCAAUAGAUGCUACUGCAUUACGACAUGACCUUGACCUGCUCCCAGGUGGUGAUCUCACAGAGAUUGGAGAAAGGGGAGUGAAUAUUAGUGGGGGGCAAAAGCAAAGAGUUUCAAUGGCAAGAGCUGUUUAUUCUGAUUCAGAUGUUUACCUAUUUGAUGAUCCACUGAGUGCAUUAGAUGCCCAUGUUGGUCGACAGGUAUUUGAUAAAUGUAUCAAAGAAGAGCUACGGCACAAAACUCGGGUCCUCGUUACUAAUCAGCUGCAUUUUCUGCCAUACGUGGAUAAAAUACUGUUAAUCCAUGAUGGAGUAGUUAAAGAGGAGGGUACAUUUGAUGAACUUAGUAACACCGGGGAGCAGUUCAAAAAACUUAUGGAAAAUGCUGGAAAGAUGGAGGAACAAACGGAAGAGAAACAAGACGAAAGCAAAUCACAGGACGACACAAAACACACUGAAAAUGGGGCCGUAGUAAUAGCUGAUGGUGCUCCGCAAAAGAGCCAGGAUAGUUCAAGUAAAACAAAGCAGGGAAAAUCUGUUCUUAUUAAGCAAGAGGAACGUGAAACUGGAGUUGUCAGUACGAAGGUCCUUUCACGCUAUAAAAAUGCAAUGGGAGGUAUCUGGGCGGUGUCCGUCCUCUUCGUGUGUUAUGCACUGACUGAAACUCUACGGAUUUCAAGUAGCACAUGGUUGAGCAUUUGGACUGAUGAGGGUUCUCUGAAAAUCCAUGGCCCUGGUUACUACAACUUAAUCUAUGGCAUUCUUUCUUUUGGGCAGGUUCUAGUCACUCUCACGAAUUCUUACUGGCUGAUCACGUCAAGUCUUCGAGCAGCCAAGAAGUUGCAUGACUACAUGCUCCGGUCUAUAUUAAGAGCUCCCAUGGUAUUUUUUCACACCAAUCCACUUGGACGGAUCAUCAACAGAUUUUCGAAGGAUUUGGGUGACAUUGACAGGAAUCUUGCUGUCUUCGUCAACAUGUUUAUGGCACAAAUAUCUCAGUUGCUCUCAACAUUUAUUCUCAUCGGUGUUGUCAGCACUAUGUCUCUUUGGGCUAUCAUGCCGCUUCUGAUUUUAUUUUAUGCAGCCUACCUUUAUUACCAGACCACAUCACGCGAGGUAAAGCGCAUGGAUUCUAUUACCAGGUCUCCUGUGUAUGCUCAAUUUUCAGAGGCAUUAAAUGGUCUGUCCACAAUCCGUGCCUACAAAGCCUAUGAUAGAAUGUCAAACAUCAAUGGGAAAUCAAUGGACAACAACAUCAGGUUCACACUUGUGAACAUGAGUUCAAAUAGGUGGCUAGCCAUCCGGCUGGAAACAUUGGGUGGCAUCAUGAUAUGGUUCACGGCAACAUUUGCAGUCAUGCAAAACCAACGAGCAGAGAAUCAGAAGGCCUUUGCUUCCACGAUGGGUCUUCUUCUUACUUACACCCUCAAUAUCACCAAUCUGCUCACAGCUGUUCUUCGUCUUGCUAGUCUUGCUGAAAAUAGUAUGAAUGCUGUUGAACGCGUGGGGACAUACAUUGAGUUACCUUCUGAGGCUCCUCCUGUCAUUGAGGAUAACAGGCCACCUCCUGGUUGGCCAUCAUCUGGUAUCAUCAAGUUUGAAGAUGUUGUGCUUCGGUACCGACCAGAACUUCCACCUGUUCUUCAUGGAAUAUCAUUCAUUAUUAAUGGAAGUGAGAAGGUUGGAAUAGUUGGCAGAACAGGUGCUGGUAAAUCUAGCAUGCUUAAUGCUUUAUUCCGAAUCGUGGAACUGGAGCGUGGGAGAAUAUUGAUUGAUGAUUGUGACACUAAAAAGUUCGGAAUUUGGGAUCUGCGGAAAGUGUUAGGAAUAAUACCACAGGCACCAGUCCUGUUUUCAGGUACCAUUCGAUUUAAUCUGGAUCCUUUCAGCGAGCAUAAUGAUGCAGAUCUCUGGGAGGCUCUUGAAAGGGCUCAUCUAAAAGAUGUCAUAAGGAGGAAUGCUCUAGGACUAGAUGCUGAGGUUUCUGAGGCUGGUGAAAAUUUUAGCGUUGGACAGCGGCAGCUGCUGAGUUUAGCUCGUGCAUUGCUACGAAGGGCGAAGAUACUUGUUCUUGAUGAGGCAACAGCAGCAGUUGAUGUUCGAACUGAUGCUCUUAUACAGAAGACAAUCAGAGAAGAAUUCAAGAGUUGUACAAUGCUUAUAAUUGCUCACCGCUUGAACACUGUCAUCGACUGUGACAGGUUGCUUAUUCUAAGUUCUGGGAAGAUUUCAGAAUUUGACACCCCCGAGAAUCUUCUGAGCAAUGAGGACGGUGCUUUCUCCAAGAUGGUUCAGAGUACAGGACCUAGCAAUGCAGAAUAUCUUAAGUCUCUUGUGCUUGGGAAUGGUGAAGAGAGGCUGCGAAAGGAAGAAAGUAAGUUGCAAGAUAUUCAGAGGAAAUGGGCUGCGUCGAACCGAUGGGCUGUUGCUGCCCAGUUUGCGCUUGCUGCUAGCCUCGCGUCAUCCCACAGUGACCUUCUCUCGUUGGAGGUUGCCGAGGGAAACAGCAUCCUCAGGAAAACUAAGGACGCAGUAAUCACCCUGCAGAGCGUCCUUGAAGGGAAGCACAACACCGAAAUCGAGGAGUCACUCACUGAGUAUCAGGUUCCACCUGAUAGGUGGUGGUCGUCACUUUACAAAGUCAUCGAAGGCCUCGCCACGAUGAGCAAACUGGGUCGCAACCGUCGGCAACCUGGUUACAGUUUUGAAAACCACGGGUCUAUUGACUGGGAUCAAAUUUAGGUGUAGAACACUGGCAUUGCAAUGCUACUGAAUCCCUGAAACCGCUGUCUGGAGGCGUGCACUUAAUAACGUUCGGUUUAAUUUCUACAGUCUUGUAGUACAUUCUUGUACAUUUUAUUAUCGCCAGUACAUUGACGUGCAAGUGUGGAGUUACUCAGUAGAUCCGCCGACACCUAAUCUCAAGGCGAAUAACAAGGGGGAUUUGUAGCAGUAGCAGUCUUGUAAUGUUGUCCGCAUGGGUUACAUUUCUUGUGCACAGUCUCGACAAUCAGCACAUCUGAAAUUUUGAUAAUAUUGUGCAAUUAGUGUAUGUAGAUUCUUUA
This is a messenger RNA of Hordeum vulgare subsp. vulgare (domesticated barley), 5393 nucleotides long. RefSeq names its product ABC transporter C family member 2-like. Lineage: Eukaryota; Viridiplantae; Streptophyta; Magnoliopsida; Poales; Poaceae. Gene Ontology annotation, molecular function: ABC-type transporter activity; ATP hydrolysis activity; ATP binding. Gene Ontology annotation, cellular component: membrane. The coding region runs from base 184 to 5070 and encodes 1628 amino acids. Gene Ontology annotation, biological process: transmembrane transport. The record is from RefSeq and is a predicted model, not a curated record. The transcript is spliced from 29 exons.